This is a messenger RNA of Dovyalis caffra, 486 nucleotides long. The record is from the annotation of a GenBank genome assembly. Lineage: Eukaryota; Viridiplantae; Streptophyta; Magnoliopsida; Malpighiales; Salicaceae.
AUGAUCUCAUCUGUGCGUGGAUUUGAUCUUUUGAUUAUUGAAUUCAUAAUUAAGUAUUAUGCUAUUUAUUCAUUAGAAGCAGUUAUGGAAGAUGAGGAGAUAAGAGGAGGAGAUAAACUCAUAUUAAGAGGGCUGAGGUUCCAUGGUUUCCAUGGGGUGAAACCAGAAGAAAGGACACUGGGUCAGAAGUUCGUGAUAGAUGUGGAUGCUUGGAUGGAUCUUCGGCCAGCAGGCUUAUCCGACUGCUUGUCAGACACUAUUAGCUAUACCGAAAUUUACCGCAUAGUUAAGGAAGUAGUUGAGGGGCUGCCGCAAAAUCUCCUCGAGUCGGUGGCUCAACUAAUUGCUUCUACUACAUUGACGAAGUUCCCACAAAUAUCUGCCGUCCGUGUGAAAGUUGGGAAGCCUCAUGUUGCUGUUCAUGGUCCUCUGGAUUAUUUAGGUGUUGAGAUUCUUAGACGCAGAAGUGGGGAUACGCCAAACUAA